This is a messenger RNA of Papilio machaon (common yellow swallowtail), 952 nucleotides long. RefSeq names its product UDP-xylose and UDP-N-acetylglucosamine transporter. Gene Ontology annotation, cellular component: endoplasmic reticulum membrane; Golgi membrane. Gene Ontology annotation, biological process: transmembrane transport. Gene Ontology annotation, molecular function: UDP-N-acetylglucosamine transmembrane transporter activity. Lineage: Eukaryota; Metazoa; Arthropoda; Insecta; Lepidoptera; Papilionidae. The transcript has 4 exons. Bases 2 to 916 code for a protein of 304 amino acids. The record is from RefSeq and is a predicted model, not a curated record.
GAUGAGUCUAAAAAACACGACUUUAAAUGUAUUUAUAAGUUGUUGUGUAAAUUCCUAUUUAAUGGAAAUAUUGAUGGCAAAAGCGCCUGAAAGUGCCAAUUUCGUUACAUUUUUGCAAUUCUUAUUCAUAUCAAUACAGGGAUUUUUAUUUAGAACAUUUAAUGUGUUUAAUCCAAACAUUCCAUUCAAGAGAUAUUUUAUACUAAUAGCUUUGUUUUUUGUGACAAGUGUGGCUAAUAAUUAUGUAUAUGCCUUGCAUGUACCAUCCACCUUACAUAUGAUAAUAAGAUCUGCAACAUCCCCCGCAAGUACGCUAGUCUCAUGGUAUGCCAAAAGUCGUGUCCCCAAGGUGACCUCUAUUAUUGGAUCAGUUCUGAUCAGUAUGGGAGUAGCACUAGCUAUGUAUGGUGGUGCUACUGUAGUAGAAGAAAAUAAAGGAAGUUUUAUAUAUUGGUGCUUUGGUGUUGUAAUAUUACUCUCUACGUUGAUAUUGGGAGCAUUUACUGGACUACAACAGGAAAUUCUGUAUUCAAAUCAUGGAAAACAUCCUGAUGAGAUGCUGUUCUUCACUCAUUGUAUACCACUGCCCUUGUUUUUGACAAUUUACCCACAAUUAAAAAACAUUGCCUUGUCUAUGUCUAGUGAUUUAUGGUUAAUACUUGCAUUGAACAUCGUUUCACAGUUCUUUUGUGCUCAUUCCGUCCAUGAUUUAGCAACUAAAGAGGAUUCUGUUACUGUAACAUUUAUACUGACCUUAAGAAAAUUUAUGUCAUUGUUAAUAUCAAGUGUAGUUUUUAAGAAUAAUUUGACAAUUUUACAUGUGUUGGGAACAGUUUUAGUUGUUUUUGGAACAUAUAUUUAUUUCGAUUGCUUUGAAAGCAAAAAGCAAAGACCAGUUAGUUUGAAAGAUGAGUGAUUUUAGGCUGUGAAUUUGUAUGUCUUUUAAAUUAUU